This is a messenger RNA of Bursaphelenchus okinawaensis, 1622 nucleotides long. The record is from the annotation of a GenBank genome assembly. NCBI's taxonomy places the organism in Eukaryota, Metazoa, Nematoda, Chromadorea, Rhabditida, Aphelenchoididae.
AUGUCCGACGUACCAAGAACCCAAAAGGCUGCCGUUUAUGAUGCCCACAAAGGCCCAGUGGAAGUUCGCGAGAUCCCCGUUCCAGAGAUUGGUCCCGAAAAUGUUUUGGUCAAAAUCUUGUACUCCGGUAAGUUUAAUAUUGCAAAUUUGGUAUUAAAAGAUAGCCUAAAGAAUUGGCUUUAAAAUACGGUAUAUUAUGUUAUAUUCUGUUAGCGAAAACAUCGUUUUAGUUGGACCACCUCCAAUUUUUUCUUACUUUUUUGGAAAUCUAAAGUAAUAUUGCAGGUGUAUGCCGAACUGAUGUCCAUGCUUGGGACGGUGACUUUCCAGUGCCAAUCAAGAACCCACCAAUCGUUGGAGGACAUGAAGGAGCUGGUGUUGUCGUCAAGGUUGGCGCAAAUGUGACCAACUUCAAGGUCGGGGAUCGGGCUGGAGUUAAGGUGAGUUUUGGGGCUUCAGAAGGAGGCACGGUGGGUAAAUAGAUUUUAAAUUGGGUGUAGAAUAUACAUAAAAGUCUUCUGGUUAGUAUUUCAUAUGAAAAAGAUGUUAUUUUUGGCGGGAACUUAUAGUUUUAGAGCAAAAUAUUACUUUAGAUCAUUAAAAAUUUUAAAAACAUCAAAAAAAUGCCAUUUUAAAUUAAACUUUUGUUAAUUUUAGUGGAUGAACUCCUCCUGCCUAUCCUGCGAGUACUGUAAACGUGGCUACGAGACUAACUGUCCUAACCUAGUCCUAUCCGGGUACCAUCGUGACGGUUCUUUCCAACAAUACGCAACGUGCAAGGCUUCAGAAGCCGCUCCAAUUCCAGCUGAAGCUGAUAUGAAGACGGUAGCUCCGGUGAUGUGUGCUGGUCUUACUGUAUACAAAGCCUUGAAGGAGGCUGAUGUGAAGCCGGGACAGAUCGUGGCCAUUAAUGGAGCUGGGGGUGGCUUGGGUUCAAUGGCUAUUCAGUAUGCUCGGGCUAUGGGUAUGAGAGUAUUGGCUAUUACCAGGAAGGAGAAGGAACAACAUUGCAGAGAUUUAGGUAGGUUGGGGUAGGGGAGAGUGUAUUGGAUGGCUUUGGGUGGGGUUUGGGAAUGUUAAUGUAGGGUAGGGGAUAGUAGAGUACGGUGGAGUAAAGUACAAUAGGGUAGGACAUGGUAGAGUAGGGUAAGGUAGACUAAAAUAAGGUGGAGUACGGUCGGUUACAGUAAAACAAAGCAAUAUAAAAACCAUUUCCAGGAGCCGAAUGGUUCGUCGAUGCCUACGGAAAAGCCGACGUUGCCUCGGAAGUGCAACGUCUGACCAACGGUGGCCCUCACGGUGUUCUCAACCUGGCUACAACCCCAUCAGCGGCCGAAACCGCAAUCGACUACGUCCGUACUCGUGGUACUGUAGUCCUGGUAGCCCUGCCAAAAGAUGCCACCGUAACCGUCAAGGUAUUUUGGGCGAUUCUACGUUCGAUUACGGUGAAAGGAUCACACGUUGGUACGAGGCAAGAUAUGGACGAAGCUUUGGACUUCUUCGCCAGAGGCUUGAUCAAGAUUCCGGUUGAAAUGCAACCUUUGAAGAACAUCAGUGACGUGUUCAAGAGGCUGUUGAAGAAUGAGGUCAAUGGAAGAAUCGUCUUGGACAUGUGGAAUUAA